AUGCAGGCCCAAGUGAGGCUGUUUGUGUCCAAUGGGCACCUCCUGGGCCACGAGUGCAACAUCCCUAAUGACAGUCUCUGGAUAGACAACAACAGGGAAGAAGACUCAGGUGCCCUUUGGCACAUCUUCCUGCCCCUCCAAGCCAGGCUCAGUCCCUUCCCUGCACCAGGCACUCAGCCCCUGCUCUACCCCUUGGCUGCCAAAAGCCCCAACCCAGUGGCUCCCAGUAUGUCACACGGCUAUUUCUCCAGACCCUGCAUGCCCUCGGCCUCCGACUGCUCCAGUGAUGUGAGUCGCAGCAGCAACAUCUGCUUGCCCAGCUCAUGCCCAGAGGGUGCCUCCUGGCAGCUGGACGACUGCCCAGAGAGCUGCUGUGAGCCCUGUGGUGGCUGCAGCCCUUCCUGCUGCCCAGCCCCGAGUUGCCCUCCCGCCUCCUGCCUCACCCUCUUGUGCCGACCAGUCUGCUGCGUGCCCGCCUCCUGCCAGCCCUGCCCAGCUGUCUGUGUCCCCUCCUGCUGCCAGUCCACUGGCUGUGGGGCUUCCUGCUGCCAAACCUGUCCCUGUGCACCUGUGCAGUCCUGCUGCUGUGAGCCCAUCUGCUGCAAGCCCAGCUGCUGCAUCUCCCUGCCUGUGUGCUGCAAGCCCAGCUGCUGUGUGACCUCUGUCUGCCCAGCCCCGACCUUCUGCCCAGUGCCCUCCUGCUGCUGGCCUCCAUGCUGUGUGUCCCUCACCUGCCAGCCAGCAUGCAGCCCAGCCACCUGCUGUGUGCCUCUCUCCUGCAAACCCACCUGCUGCACCACCUCUUCCUCCUCCUGCUGCUGUGGCCCCUCUUGCUGUCAGCCAGUGUGCAAACCAGCCACCUGCUCUGUGCCUCUCUCUUGCAAACCCACCUGCUGCACCACCUCUUCCUCCUCCUGCUGCUGUGCCCCCUCCUGCUGCCACCCCACCUCCUCUGUGUCCCUUAUCUGCCGGCCCACCUGCUGCAGACCCUCCUGCUGCUCCACCUCCUGUGGCCAGAAAUCCUGCUGUUGA
Messenger RNA from Monodelphis domestica (gray short-tailed opossum), 1032 nucleotides. RefSeq lists its product as uncharacterized. Gene Ontology annotation, cellular component: keratin filament. The record is from RefSeq and is a predicted model, not a curated record. Lineage: Eukaryota; Metazoa; Chordata; Mammalia; Didelphimorphia; Didelphidae.